CCAUGUACAAUGGAAUCGGACUUCAAACCGCCCGUGGAUCGGGAACCAAUGGAUAUGUGCAGUCGAAUUUGUCGCAUCUUAUGCAAGCGAGACGAAAAAUCGAGUACAACGGCGAAGAUGACCUGCGCAAAAUGGAAGCCGAGCUCAAUCGAAAGCCCAACGAGGAAAUCAUGGAUCACAACAGAAAACGUCAAAUCGAGGUGAAAUGCACCGAAUUUGAGAUGCUCCUAGAGGACAAGGGCCUCGACGACGAGGAUAUCGAGCGAAAAGUCGGCGAAUAUCGUAAAAAUCUGCUGAAACAGCUCGAAUCCGGCGAGCUUAACGUCGACGAGGAGCUGAGCACCAAGGAAUCACACGCCAGACGUCGCGCCGCCGCGAAUAAUCGGGAUAAAAUGCGAAAUGCGUUGGGAUUGGGCGAGGAUUACGUGCCGGGAAGCUCGAUGGCCAAGAUGAACAAGUCGGAUGUGGUUGGAGCUGCGAUGGAGUCGGAACUUCCACAAAAAGAUGAUAAGGAGAAGCUUCUCGAGACACUUCGUCUGCAUAGAAAAUCGAAGAAGAAGCAGGAAUCCAGCAGUAGUAGUAGCAGUAGCAGUAGCUCAUCAGAAUCCUCCAGUGAAGACGAGAAGCAUCGUAAGGAUCGUAAGAAGAAGGAGAAGAAGCAGAAGCUGAAGGAGAUGGAGAAACGUCGGGAGAAGCUUCGGCAGAAGGAACGGGAGCUUUUGGCGGUGUCGGAUAAGGUGAAGAAAGAAGAACCAGCAGAGUCCAGUGAUGAGGAAGACAGCCGGAAAGAUCAGAGGAAGCCUCGGGAAGAUCGCAGAAGAUCGGUGGAGCGACAGGAUCAACGGGAAGAUCGUAGAGAUCGCAGAAGAUCCCCCGAGGAUCCUCGAGAGCGUCGGAGAUCCCCUGAAGAUCGUACAGUUCGCAGAAGAUCGCCGGAACGUCGCCGCCAGCAGCGAUCCCCAAGUGUCGAGCGUCGGAAGUCACCACAACGCCGGGAUGAGCGACGUCGGCGACACGAUUCGUCGGAAAAUGAGAGAAGAUCCACUGCCACCGCGUCGAAAAAAUCGAGAAUGGACGAACUCGAAGUGAAACAAGAGCCACCAAGUGAUUCUGAAGAUUAUAUCGCAAAAACCAAUUUGGCACCGAUUCGUGUUGAAAAAUCCGCCGAAAAAGUGGAAAAAUCUCGAAAAUCAUCGUCAGAAAGCUCUUCGGGCUCCUCGGAUUCUGACUCGUCGUCCGAUUCAUCGUCAUCGUCGGAUUCUUCUUCGGAUUCGGAAUAAUUUUUUCUUGUGUUUUAUUUAUUUUUUUUUAAUUUAAAAAUCAUUUAAAUUUAUGUUUUGAGCCGAAAAAAUGGCUGGAAAAUCUGGAUUUAAAGGUUUUUUUUGGAUUUUUUUUGUGUGAAAAUCAAGAAAAAGUUGAAAAUUUUCAUUGAUUUUUGCCUAAAAAACCACAUUUUCUGGGUUUUCAAGUCAAAUUUUAUUAAUUUUUUCGGAAAAAAAGUUGGAAAUUAGUAAAUUUUACAUCAAAUUUAAUGUAUUUUUCUCGGAAAUUUUUGAGUUUUCUCAAUUUUCAGUCAAAUUUUCUGAUAAAGCUAGAUUUUCAGCUAAUUUUUCUGGAAAGUCCUUCAUUCUCAGUCAAAUUUAAAUAAUUUUUCCGAAAAAAAGUUGGAAAUUGGCAAAUUUUGUGUCCAUUUUAUUGAUUUUUCUCUGAAAAUCCGGAAACAUUUUUUUUUCAUUCAAAUUUUAUCGAUUUUUUCUUUAAAAAAUCGGGAUUUUAGGAUAAUUUUUCUAAAAAUCCCUCGAUUUUCAGUCAAAUUUUAAUAAUUUUUCCGGAAAAAAAGUUGGAAAUUAGCGAAUUUUACGCCAAAUUUAAUGUAUUUUCUCUAAAAAUCCGGAAAAAUAAUUAAAUUUCGUUCAAAUUUAAUCAAUUUUUUUUUCUGAAAAAUCACUAUUUUCUGCUAAUUUUUUUUUAGAAAUUCUUUUCGAUUUUCAGCCUAAUUUUUCCGAAAAAAGCUCGAAUUUCCCGAAUUUUUAGUUUAUUUUCAGACAAAUUUGUUUGGAAAUUCCAGACUUUCAGCCAGUUUUUUUUUCUGGAAAUUUCCCGAUUUUCCCGUCAAAUUUAAUCAAUUUUUUCUGAAAAAUCUAGAUUUUCUGCUACUAUUUUCCCCGUUCAUUCCCGAUCUUUUGUGCUCCAAAGAGCAAAUUUCUUUAUUUCUUUUUGCUACUUGUUUUCCCCCAAACGCUGUACAUGAAGAAUCUCCUGAAA
Messenger RNA from Caenorhabditis elegans, 2265 nucleotides. RefSeq names its product SRRM2 protein homolog rsr-2 (gene rsr-2). The record is from RefSeq and is marked reviewed. Lineage: Eukaryota; Metazoa; Nematoda; Chromadorea; Rhabditida; Rhabditidae. The transcript has 3 exons. Bases 3 to 1280 code for a protein of 425 amino acids. Gene Ontology annotation, cellular component: chromosome; nuclear body; nucleus.